UGGGCUCCAGUAACAAGGAAUAAAAACCCUCCCAGUGCCAGGAGGAAGCAAACAGUCAUGAUGGCUUUCUAUUGGCAACGAGCAGUGGUUUUGAGCCUGGCCGUGGUCAUGUUGGUCAAUGCAGACAUGAAGCUGGACUGUAGGCCUGACGCCGUGACGGUGGUGUGGACUAAGGGCAAAUCCCAGGCUGAUACCUCGCUCUUCCGUCUGGGAAGCUGCUUCCCCACCAGCUUCUCGGCCACCGAGGCAGUUUUCAGAGUGGAUUUCAAUGACUGUAGCUUCAGAAGACUUGUAACUGGUGAUUACUUGAUGUACACCAAUGAUCUGACCUACGGUUCUUCUGACUCCCAAUCUCUGGCCUUCACUCAUCCUGUUGUCUGUGCAUUUGAAAGGCCUAAAGACUGGUACCCUAUGAUUUAUGACCCUGUGUUCAGUACACAUGGUGUGGGACAUCUUGUGUUCCACAUUGGACUCAUGAAUGAUGACUUCUCAGGCCCUGCUGAGUCUGCUACCUUUGCUCUGGGAUCCUUCAUCCCGAUCAUGGCCAGCGUGUCACAGAAAACCCAUCAGCCCUUGCUUCUGCUUCUUGAGGAAUGCGUCGCAGCGACCACACGGGAGCUGCAGCCUGACAGCCCUGUGUACCCCAUAAUCGCCAAUAAGGGAUGCCUCGUGGACAGCAGGAUGUCUGGCUCAAAAUUUGAACCAAGACAGAAAUCAUCAGAGCUCCACCUAUCCCUUCAGGCCUUUAGGUUUGGUCUUGGUGAAGAGGUGUUCAUCCACUGUAAGCUUGUGGCUUGGGAUCCCAACGGUCUUGACAGCACCAAGAAGGCCUGCCACUAUGUCAAAGAGCAUGGCUGGGAGCUGCUGGACAACUAUGCCUACAGCACUCUCUGUGACUGCUGUGACUCGGCCUGCAAGUCCAGGAGGACCAGGAGUAUAGAAUCGGUUUCACAUGGAGUGGCACAAAAAGCAGUCCUUGGACCGCUUACCAUUACUGAGACUUCUUGAAGUCUCCAUAGGAAUGGAUCAAUGCUGCAACUAGUUUCUGACUUGUAUAUUAGGCUUUGGAAGCUUCUGAAAACUCAAUUGCCAUUAUGGAUAUCGGAUCAUAUUAAAGAUGUAACUUAAGCUCGUGUUCGUCUCUUUAAUGGGUUUUCGUCAUGGCUUAAUCAGCAGAUCAUGUAAUUUUACACUUUCUACCAACUAGCUUUAACAAUGGGAUUUUUAUAGAAUACUACUAUGGAAUAUUUAUCCAACAAGUUGUCUUAUGCCUCUCCUGGUGAAGUACAUGAGAAAUGGUCCAUAUCUUGAUGGCUCAGCUGUUUCUACAGUGACUGCUCUCUGCUUACUUUAAAAUAAACCCAUAAUUGUGUAGACUGUGAAAUGUCCUGGAAUUCAAGCAGGACUAUGUCUAUUCUGGGACUACCUCCAUUUAAAGAUCUACUGGAAUAAAAGCAUGUGAAACUCCUCGUCCCUAC
This is a messenger RNA of Pungitius pungitius (ninespine stickleback), 1478 nucleotides long. Its product is annotated as zona pellucida sperm-binding protein 3-like. Lineage: Eukaryota; Metazoa; Chordata; Actinopteri; Perciformes; Gasterosteidae. Bases 58 to 1008 code for a protein of 316 amino acids. The transcript has 10 exons. The record is from RefSeq and is a predicted model, not a curated record.